UUUAUUUUCCCGUCCCUGAAGCUAUAACAAAAGAACCGACUUUCAUUAGAAACGUCAUAAUAUAUAUGUUUGUUUGUAACUGUGUAUACUUUUAUGGUGAAGGUGGCCAACCAGAAAUGGGCCCAUAUACCACGAACGACCUAACCUUAAGAACCAGUUGCCUGUCAAUUUCUAGUCUGCCUUUUUCCUAGCUUGUAAUUAGGUGUUCACUCUUGGAUACUCUGUGUAUUUACGCUAUACCUUCUCGCUUGAUUUUAAUAAAUUUCUUUUGAUCUGUCAUAAAAAAAGAAAAAAGAAAAAAAUUUCUAGUCGGUCUUUACUAACCCAUGGGUCAUGGUCCUUGCAACCAGUGUAUGGCUGUUAAAAUUGCAUCGAUUGGCAUCUGCGUGAGAGUGAACUUCCUAAAUAUUGCAUCCCACCCAAAUGUAAGAUGUCUUUCGACUUGGUUUGAGAUGUGUGUUGUAGAUACCACCUGAACUGGUGGAGCAUAACACGAUCUCUGGCGGGCAUGACUUUUGCUCUUUGCAAUUAGUUUUGAAGGAAAGCUUCCUUUUGGAGUCGGACCUGCUGGUUUGGUUUUCUGGUUGUGGGUCGUUAUUGAGAUUACAUGAGCAUGGUCUUGCUCUCAAUAUUGGACAUAAUUUUUUUUUCCCCUUCAAACUGAUUCUUUACUUUAUGUCAAUUGCACUGGAAAAGCAUUUCCUCUGCCAGGAUGGACUUGCCAGUUCAGUGACAUGUAGCUUUAGGACUGCCUUGCGUCAUGCCUUGCGCAAUGACUUCUUUUUGGUCAUUAAUCCAUUGCUCCUUCACUCACAGGACAACUUGCCGCGAAAGCUGGCUGUCUGUGUUUGAUAUUUUCUUUUUUAAUUUCUUAAAAAAUGCCUGUAGUUUGAAAACUCGGGAAUUAGUCAAUGUCUUUGUCACUGCUUUACCUGAUCGACAGUCUGGGUCUGUAAAGCUGAGAUUGAUUUUACUUGAGGCUGGUUCUAUGUUUCCUUAUAUCAUAUGAUUGCUUUACUGAAACAGUCCUCAAGCUUAUGGUCCCAGUUAGAUUAUUAAUGAAUGAUGAGUUUGAUCCUUGUCUUUUGAGGAGCUUCUGCGAAAGUAUAUUUGUCUACACGUUCAUGGUGAAUGAUUGAUCAACAUGUGGGGGUUCUUUCUAUUUAAUUUAUAGGGGAUGCUGUCGUUCUAGAUCCAAUCCCUAUACUAGAUGUAGUAGGUGCACGAGAGUCAGGGAAUACGUACCAAACAAAGUAUACGUACUCGUGAAUGAAUCUUUUAUUCACAAGUACAGAAAAAUCUUUUCUUUCUUUCUAUUUAUUGGUCAACUCAUAGUUUGGUGAGGGAAAAUGGCAUUUGCGUUGAUUUCUUAUAUGUUUUCCAAUUUCCACAAAUACAUGGACUAUUCACAUCUAUGAUACAUUGACUGUUUAAAGAAUGUCAUUGAUUCAAACAGCGGCCAUUUCUUCAAAAUCUUGCCCAUAAAAAAAGAAUAAAAUUUUCUUGGUUCACUGAAUAAGGACGCAAUAUAAUAUUGGUGGCAGAAAAAAAAGGCUUUGCUUAAAAUACUUAAAAAUACUAAUAGCCUUUACGCCUCUGAAUGGACAUUUAAGCUGUAUUUUUGCAAAAUGGGACUCAUCAGGUUGCCUGUACUUAAAGACAUCAAACAAAAAAUAAUCAUAUUACCCAAAUUGGCUUAAUUUAAGAGAGUUCUUAUGGUGAUCAAUCCAAGGUGGCUGAGAAUCCUUGCAGUUAUGCAUUGCUGUCGUCUUUUGCAUACAAAAAACAGCGAGCUAACAAGAAAAGGGAUAGAGCUCCAACUCUCAAUGCCAAUUUCUCAACAACCCACCCCCCCCCCCCCCCCCCCCCCCCCCCCCCCCCAAACACCACUUGCAGAUAAAGCAAUCAAACUGUUGGCUAAAGUCAACCAUUGCAUGCUUGUCCUUCUCGUGGGUCUAACAAAAAGAACUUUCCAAGAACAUGAACACGCACGUAAGUCCAGGAUCUUCACAACUUUACUCAGCACAUUGCUUUACCUCUUUUCUUGGUUCUUCUUUUUAUUUUCCUGUUUUAUUUCUAUUUGUUUAUUUUUUUUCUUCAGUUGCAGGUCAUAUAUACAAGUGCCAGCUAAAUCUCACGCAAAAGCAUUUGCUUUCACACUUGAAUACCUGUUUUGCUUCACGGUUGCAUGCAAUAUGUAUCGUGGAGAGGGAGGUGAGAGAGGAUUGAAGCAUUUUAACAGGCGAUUCUCUAUGCAAGUGAUAGUAAAAGCUUUACUCUCUCUCACACUUGAAUACUCGCCUUCACUUCAGGGGUUUGGUCGGCUUGACUUUCCCUGCUUCAAGUUGUUCACACUUGGCUUGCUAUCCAACGCUGAAGCAGUUGCAGAGAGUCUAGAGUAGAGAAGAGAUAGAGAGGAGUGAAGCUUUCGAAUCCAUGGGCUCCUGUUUUAGCGUUAGGAUCAAAGCUGAGAGCCCUCUUCACAAUGAUGUGAACUCCACGUAUGGAAACAAAGAAGGGAACGAUUUGAGUUGUACAAGCAGCAAGGCUUCACCUAUCUCAGUGCCUACAACUCCUCGGACAGAGGGUGAGAUCUUGCAGUCUUCCAAUUUGAGAAGCUUCUCCUUUAAUGAACUCAAAACAGCCACCAGGAACUUUCGUCCUGAUAGUGUGUUGGGUGAGGGCGGUUUUGGUUGUGUUUUCAAAGGAUGGAUCGAUGAGCGUUUAUUUACAGCUGCCAAGCCUGGGACUGGUAUGGUUAUUGCCGUGAAGAGGCUUAACCAAGAAGGUUUCCAGGGUCACCAUGAAUGGUUGGCAGAAAUAAAUUACCUGGGGCAGCUGCAUCAUCCAAAUCUAGUGAAAUUGGUUGGUUACUGCUUGGAAGAUGACCACCGGCUUCUGGUGUAUGAAUUUAUGGCCCGGGGCAGCUUGGAGAAUCAUUUAUUUAGGAGGUCUUCUUAUGUUCAGCCACUUUCUUGGAGCCAUCGCAUGAAGAUCGCACUGGGUGCUGCUAAGGGCAUUGCGUUUCUUCACAGUGACAAAGUGCAAGUGAUCUAUCGAGAUGUCAAAUCUUCUAACAUCCUGCUAGACAGUAACUAUAAUGUGAAACUGUCGGAUUUUGGGUUGGCCAAGGAUGGUCCAACGGGCGACAAAAGCCAUGUCUCUACAAGGGUUAUGGGGACCUAUGGGUAUGCAGCUCCUGAGUAUAUGGCCACAGGUCAUUUAACUAUCAGAAGUGACGUAUACAGUUUUGGGGUUGUUCUCCUAGAAAUAUUAUCUGGCAAACGAGCAAUGGACAAGAACAGGCCAGGUAGAGAACAAAAUCUAGUUAAUUGGGCCAAGCCUUGCCUUACCAGCAAACGAAAAGUUUUCGAAGUGUUUGAUGCUCGUAUCCAAGGCCAGUACUCCUUGUCUGCAGCACUGAAAGCAGCCAACCUUGCAAAUCAAUGCUUAUCAGUAGAACCCAAGUUCAGGCCAAACAUGGUUGAGGUGGUCAGAAUAUUGGAGCAACUUCAUGAUUCGAAUGACGUUGGAUGCUCUCAAAAUGAACACCAACGAAUUUCUACUCGAAAAUCAACAGGCAACGGUCCCAAACAUCGCAGGAUGAGUGCCGAUGGAGCUUGCAAUGAGAAGGCUGCUAAAUAUCCCAGACCAUCUACUUCUAGCCUUGAUAUAUGAAACAAGUAAAAGGCAUUCAGCACAUGUAUUUUUUUUAUAUUUAUUCACUCCCAAAGAGGUAAAAAAGAAGAAGCAAGAAUAAACGGAUGGUUGAUUGGAUGAACAUCAUAUCUUGUGGUCGGCGUAUGUAUUACCGCUAUUGACUUUUGUACAGUUUUUGUUUUGUUAAUGAUUUCAAAAAAUCGUGUUAACUUUAAUA
Messenger RNA from Carya illinoinensis, 3877 nucleotides. RefSeq names its product probable serine/threonine-protein kinase PBL10. The record is from RefSeq and is a predicted model, not a curated record. Gene Ontology annotation, molecular function: protein kinase activity; ATP binding. The coding region runs from base 2437 to 3678 and encodes 413 amino acids. The transcript is spliced from 7 exons. Gene Ontology annotation, biological process: protein phosphorylation. NCBI's taxonomy places the organism in Eukaryota, Viridiplantae, Streptophyta, Magnoliopsida, Fagales, Juglandaceae.